AUGACAGUGGAAAGUGAAUCCAGUAAUGUCCAUGACCCAAAUCCAGAAACAGAAGCUGCUCAGCCUUUGGAUGAUGAAACAAACAAAGAUCUACCAGUCAAAAAGAAGAGUUCCUGUUGCACUGGCUUGAAGGCAUUUCUUGCUGCUUUGUCCUUCAGCUACUUGAGUAAAGCAAUGUCUGGUACAAUUAUGAAAAGCUCCAUCACUCAGAUUGAGCGAAGGUUCGACCUGACAUCCUCCACUGUUGGUUUUGUCGAUGGGAGCUUUGAGAUGGGUAACUUGCUGGUGAUUGCAUUGGUAAGCUACUUUGGAGCUCAACUUCAUAGGCCCAGAGUAAUAGCUAUUGGAUCCUUUACUAUGGCUUUGGGAAGUCUUUUAACAGCGAUGCCUCAUUUCUUCAUGGGAUAUUAUAACUAUGAGACAACAUCAUACACAGGUGCUUCAUCCAGCCUAACUUCAAGCACAAGCCCCUGUUCCCUACAUCAAGAUGUAAAUGAAACCUUGUUGGAAUCCUCCCAGUCAGGCUGUGAGAAGGAAACAUCAUCAUAUAUGUGGAUAUAUAUCUUACUGGGAAACAUGUUACGUGGGAUUGGUGAGACACCCAUAACACCAUUGGGCAUCUCUUAUCUUGAUGAUUUUGCUAGAGAAGAGGAUGUGCCUGUGUAUGUAGCAUGUUUGCACACAAUAGCCAUGUUGGGCCCAAUGUUUGGUUUCAUGUUGGGGUCUUUAUGUGCAAGACUGUAUGUGGAUAUUGGAUUUGUGGAUUUAGAAAACAUCACUAUCACCCCACAGGAUUCCCGCUGGGUGGGUGCAUGGUGGCUUGGAUUUUUGAUAGCUGGAGUAACCAGUUUCCUAUCUGCAAUUCCAUUUUGCUUCCUGCCAAAGAGUCUGAAGAAGCCAGAGGAAGCCAAUAAUGACAAAACUGUCCAUGGCCUCUUGGAAAACACGGGCACCAUAAGGAAGACUCUUCCUCCUGCAAAACUUAAGUCAAGGAAGUGUUCAGUAAUGUUGAAAGAUUUCUAUACCUCCCUGAAAAAAGUAUUGAGUAAUCGAAUGUACUUUACAUUUUUGUGUUGCUCACUGUUACAGUUCAGUAGCUUUAUUGGUUUCUUGACUUACAAACCAAAGUACAUGGAGCAACAGUAUGACCAGUCUGCUUCGAAAUCUAACUUUCUAAUAGGAAUGACAUCCUUACCUCCUGUAAGUGUUGGGAUUUUCCUAGGAGGGCUCAUAAUGAAAAAGUACAAAAUGAGCAUCACUGGAGCAACCAAAUUUGCAUUUAGCAUGUCAUUUGUGGGCUACGUCACUGCUCUCUUGCACUUUUUUGUUGGCUGUGAAAACCAUGUGGUAGCAGGGAUGACAGUGUCUUAUGAAGGCAACCCCAUUCCAUACCAUGGGAACAACAUAUUUUCUGAGUGCAACUCUGACUGCAAAUGUGCCCCUAAUGCGUGGGAUCCUGUGUGUGGAGACAAUGGAGUCACCUACAUUUCGCCCUGUCUAGCUGGGUGCAGGACGUCGGUGGGACACGGAAAGAACACAGUCUUCCAUAACUGCAGCUGUCUUGAAGCCAGUAGUUUAUGGACAGGAAAUAACUCUGCCACAGUGGGGCAAUGUCCAAAAAGUGAGGAUUGUUCAAGGAUGUUUAUUUAUUAUACAGUCAUACAAGUCAUAGGUGGCUUUUUUUAUGCAUUGGGAGGCACUCCAGCAUACAUGAUUAUGUUUAGAUGUGUUCAGCCAGAGUUGAAAUCUCUUGCAGUUGGUCUAUACACACUGAUUAUGAGAGUGCUAGCUGGGAUUCCAGCACCAGUUUACUUUGGUGCACUGAUAGACAAGACAUGUUUGAAAUGGGGAAGUACAAGCUGUGGGAAGCGAGGAGCUUGCAGGCUGUACAACUCUGAUGCAUUCAGGUAUAUCUACCUUGGCUUACCAGCAGUGUUAAGAGGUCCUUCCUACUUGGUUGCAGUUGUUUUUUAUAUAUUGAUAAAGAAAAACUAUCAAAAUAAGAAUUCCAGGCCUGUGGAGAAUGGAGGAAGAGAAGAUGCUUCUCUGAAUAAAGAAGAUAACUGCAAAAUCAAAGAGCAUUUGCCAGGUUCUUCUGAUGCAGAGAAUGAAUCAAGUAUUUAG
Molecule: messenger RNA, 2124 nt
Organism: Indicator indicator
Lineage: Eukaryota; Metazoa; Chordata; Aves; Piciformes; Indicatoridae
Product: solute carrier organic anion transporter family member 1C1-like
Exons: 14
Coding region: 1-2124 (707 amino acids)
Biological process (GO): transmembrane transport; sodium-independent organic anion transport
Cellular component (GO): membrane
Molecular function (GO): protein binding
Source: RefSeq, a predicted model, not a curated record